AUGAAGAAGGUUAAGAAGACUAAGCCUUCUAAGGCUAAAGGUCAUUCAAAGCAAAAAAAUGUUAAAUUCGCAGAUUACGACGAGGAAAUAUCAGAAGAUGAUAUAGAUAUCGAUGAUUUCCCAAAUAAUAAUAAUGUAAAAAAUAAUAAAACUGGUAAAAAGAAUAAAAAACACGAAUGUGGUGAAUUAUGGCAUUAUAUUUACGAUAAUGAAUCUGAUAAUGAAGAUAACGAUAAUGAUUUAAUUGAUAGUCAAGAUAAAGAAAAUGAAAAGGAUAUUGAAAAUGAUGAGGAUGGUGAUAAAGUUGAUAGAAACGGAGUUAUGUAUGAUAGACUAGAAGAUAGUGUUGAUAUUUCAGGUAAUUUGCUUGAUUUCGACCAGGUUGAGGAGUUGAGCUCUUCAUAUGACUGGAUCACUAAGUCGAGAGAAUCAAAUGAGCAGUACAAGGCCCUGAUAAAAAAAUUCAAGCAAAUCGACAAAGAGGUGCCUCAAAUACUGACAUCAGAAUCGCAGUCGAGACUGAAGAGGAUUGAGAGAAAAGCUCAAUACGAGUCAACGAAACGAUUUUUAACUAAGAAAUGGGCGCCAAUAGUGAAAGAAAUUAGGAAGAGUGACAAUAUAGUAUAUGGUUCAGAACAUCGUUCAGAACCUACAGUUAGUACAAUUUGUACAAAUUUUGCGCCUGAAACUGAGCUUGAAAAGGAAUUAAACAGUGUAGGAGAUGAAUUGGAAACUAAGAUGGACAAUACAGCACUAGUAAGAGCUAUAAUUAGUAGAGAACAGAAGAAAAACAAACGUAUUAACCGAAUUAAGAGUAAGAGAUGGCAUAAAAGGCAGAAGCAGAGAGACUUGCAAAUGGCAGCUAAGCUUUUGGGUAAAAUAGAUGAUCCUGAACUAGCUACUGAGAUCAAAAAUACAUUUGAGCGUAAAAGAGCAGAGAAAAGGAUUUUGAGGAAGAAAGAAGCCCAGAGCAAGUGGGCUAAAAUGGCCUUAAGAUAUGGUGGAAAAGAUUUAUUACCACUGAUAACAUCACAACAAAAUGAUUUAAAACAAAAUUAUGAUUUAAUAGAUCAAACGAUUAAAGAAAAUGAAGAUGAUUCUUCAGAUCAAAACGAUGACGAUAGUGUUGAAGGAGAUGAUGAUCACAGUGUUGAUAAUGAGAAUGAGGAUAGUAUUCCACAGUACUACUGUACAGUUCAUUUGUAUAAUUGUUUAGUGCCAAUACCGAAUAAAGGAUUGUUUAAUUUAACAUUUAUGAAAAAUGCUAUACAAAAUCAAAGAGAACAACUUAAUAAUGAAGAUGAAAGUGUUGGAGAUUCGGAUCAGGAGGAUAAAGAUUCUGAGGUUAAGUCUGAUGAUGAAUUGGAUUAUAAAAUAUUGGUAAAUAACGAAGGAAUUGAAGUAGAUGAACAAAUUAACAAAUUCAACAACCUUAAAAAGGAUAAAGAUAUUAGUAAUAUUAAACUGGAAGAAAUUUAUGAUAAAGAAGAGUUGGAAAGGGAAGAAAAGGAACUGAUGAAGAUUAGUUAUAAGGACCAAUUUGAUUCAUUCAAACUUGAUCAAGAUAAGACAAGCGAAACAAUUAGAUCAGUUGGAUACACUCGGGCGAAUUUUACCUCACCUCUAAAUAAUACAAGCAAUAUACCUGCCGAGAAUAACAGACCUGAAACCACUAACAUAGUCGAUAAGAAUUUGAAUAAGAAGUUGAAUGUCGCAAAACGUUCAAAUAAUACAUCUAAGGAAAUAAGUGUAGAUAAGUGUGUAGAUAAAUUAGGAAAAGAUAAUGAACUGGAUAACUUGAUUAAUGAAUUGAAAGUUGAUGAAAAUGAAAAGAAUAAAGAAUUUGUGAAACAAAUGUUCAUUACAAGGCCUGAUGAAGAGGAUUAUUUAGAAGACGAAGAAGAUGAAGAGGAGAAAAAGAAAGUAACUAAUAUGGCAGGUUGGGGUUCAUGGACUGGUCAUAACAUAAUUAACGGUGAUAAUAAAUCUAAUAAUACUGAGAAUAAUGAGAGUAAGGUGAAAAAGAAAAGUAGAGUUAAGAUAAAUACUAAAAAAGAUCCGAAAUUAAGUAAAUACUAUAUACACAAGUUGGAGCAUCCUUAUACUAGUCGUAAUGAAUAUAAUUCUAAUAUGGAAAUACCAAUUGGUCCAGAAUGGAAUACACUUAAUAUGCAUCAAAAACUGAUUAAACCCAAAAAAAUGGUAAAAAUUGGAUCUGUGAUUAUGCCAUUGGGAUUGGAAAAAAUAUUAUCAAAAACCGAACUCAUGCUAGAUUAUAAUGUUUUACAAAAUAACAUAAUAUAUUAG
Molecule: messenger RNA, 2307 nt
Organism: Theileria annulata
Lineage: Eukaryota; Apicomplexa; Aconoidasida; Piroplasmida; Theileriidae
Exons: 7
Coding region: 1-2307 (768 amino acids)
Biological process (GO): rRNA processing
Cellular component (GO): small-subunit processome; nucleolus
Source: RefSeq, a predicted model, not a curated record